Spirodela intermedia is the source of this 3158-nucleotide messenger RNA. Lineage: Eukaryota; Viridiplantae; Streptophyta; Magnoliopsida; Alismatales; Araceae. The record is from the annotation of a GenBank genome assembly.
AUGAUUAAACAGAUUCUCGGGCGGCUUCCCAGGAGGCCUUCCAAGUCCGGGGAGCAUCGAGACGCCGGCAGCGGACAUGAAGCUUCACUGACCAAUGUUCCCACUAGUUCCAGGAGCGGCGAUCUUCUGCGGAACCGGUCAACGAGCCAGAGCAAUCCAGCCGCCCCUGGCUCCAGCUCGGACUUGGAGCAUGGGAAUAAGCACAAUCUGGGCAAUGAUCCCAAGUCGAACGGGAACUCAAUCGCCUCAGCUUACGAGGCGCUGCCCGGAUUCAGAGACGUCCCGAACUCCGAGAAGCAGAAUCUGUUCAUUAAGAAGCUGAAUCUGUGCUGCGUGCUGUUUGAUUUCACUGACCCGUCGAAGAACCUCAAGGAGAAGGAGACUAAGCGGCAGACCCUCCUGGAGCUGGUGGAUUAUGUUACCUCCGCCAAUGGGAAAUUCACUGAGACUGUCGUGCAGGAGAUCACUAGAAUGGUCUCUUUGAAUCUGUUCAGGGCCCUCACUUCCCCCCCUCAUGAGAAGACGAUGCUGGACGCCUUUGACGUUGAAGAGGAAGAAUCUGUGAUGGAUCCGGCGUGGCCGCACCUGCAGGUAGUAUAUGAGUUCUUCCUAAGGUUUGUGGCAUCUCCCGAGAUCGACUCGAAGCUGGCCAAGCGGCACAUCGAUCAUUCCUUCGUUCUUCAGCUGCUCGAUCUCUUUGACUCGGAGGAUCCCAGGGAGAGAGAGUACCUGAAGACGAUUCUUCACCGCAUCUAUGGAAAGUUCAUGGUGCACCGCCCAUUCAUUAGGAAAGCCAUUAACAGCAUCUUCUAUCGAUUUAUCUUUGAGACCGAGAAGCACAAUGGAAUCGCAGAGCUCCUGGAGAUUCUGGGAAGCAUAAUCAAUGGCUUCGCCCUGCCGCUCAAGGAAGAGCACAAGCUCUUUCUCGUGAGGGUGCUGAUUCCCCUCCACAAGCCCAAGUGCAUCCCAAUGUACUACCAGCAGCUGUCUUACUGCAUAACCCAGUUUGUGGAGAAGGAUUGCAAACUUGCUGAUAUUGUUAUCAGGGGCCUGUUGAAGUACUGGCCUCUGACGAACAGCUCCAAGGAGGUGAUGUUCUUGGGGGAGCUCGAGGAAGUCCUGGAGGUGACUCAGCCUGCCGAAUUCCAGCGUUGCAUGGUGCCGCUCUUCUCUCGGAUCACCCGCUGCUUGAACAGUUCGCACUUCCAGGUGAGACAAAAAACGAAUUCUUACUCUGUUGCCAUUACAGCCACUCGAGGUUUGGGACCAAAGUCUUUUUCUUUUUCAGUGUUCAUCUGUUAACUCUUUAGAAAUAGUCUGCCAGAUCCGAUGCCAUGGAGCUUCUUGAUUACAUGCUUCUACAAAAGUUUUUUGCCUGUUUUCUAUUUAGGAUGCUGUUCCCUGUUCUUGAUGAACUACGGUCAAUGAUUGAUGCUUUUUAAGUGCAUUUGUCGACCAUUGCCUGUAGCGUUAGGCUAGGAUUGGUGGUGGCCUCACAGUUUUGUGGAACAUCACCUUCACAUGGAAGUAACAGAACCUUGGAUGAUGGCUCUGGAAUUGGUUGCUGAUGCCAUGCUACUAUCUGAUGUGGUAUCUCUGUGGAUGACGACAUCCAUGGAGGUGCAGCUCUUGGGCUGCCUUUGGGACACCUCCUAUCAUGAUCAAAGGGAGGAAGGAGGUAAUUGACAAUUUGGGAUACCUCCUCUCCUCUGUGUUGAUGAUGUUUUUGAUAUUGGUUGAUGUAUCAGCAAUCAAAGUUAUUGUCUGAAAAAUGCCAAUCAGGGUUCUUCGUUUUGGUGACAAUGACUUCACCAAAGUGUCGGAGUUGUCGUCCCUCUCUUGGUGGAUUCAGCUGGUAAAAUAUCGGUCGAUGCAGUCAAGGUUGACCCAUUUUAUGUCCCUUUCUCUUCAGGCAACCUAACAUGCUGAUUUUCAUAGAUUGCUGCCCAUGGUAUCGUCCCCUACACCCAGUGUUCACUUGAAGGGACUGUUCAUUCCUGCCCUAAAAUAGACUGCUCAGCCUGUAGAUGUGCCCAAGGACAUCGAGGCACAUGCUGCUAACCAGAUGGUCGAUGCAGUUCAAGAUUUCUCUUCUUUGACUUUUACCCAUCUGGCUUCCUAUUCCAAAGGUCAUAGCCUGGAACAGAAAAGGUGGAAAUUGGAUCGGCCGCAGCUGAUCCAGUUUCAACAGAAGAAAUCUCAUCCCAGUUCCAAUUAAGGAAAAUACGAAAAAUAUGCUCCAAGUUGGGGGAUCCCUCUUUGUUCUCCCAAUUCCCAUGCUUCAUCUGCUGCUCGAAAAAGGGUAGGCAAGGGCAACAGGUCGGAGGAAGAAGAACAGGCUGGUUUUGUCUGCCAGGCAGUCGUUGCUUUCCAUUUUCUCCAUGAGUUAGUUCCAGUUUUAAUUUCCCAGCUACUUGUUUCAUGGCUUUUAUUUGAGCCGCGGAUCCUACCCUAGAAACGGAAAUACCCACAUUAAUAGCAGGUCGUAUUCCAGCAUUGAACAGAUUAGCCGAUAAGAAUAUUUGUCCAUCAGGGGGCUCUUCCUCCCCAGCAUUGAUUAUUUAGAAUGAAUAAUUGAUCGGGGUCAGUUGACUUUGCCCUCAAUCCUGGAAUUUUAUAAAAGAGAAAAAGAUGAUGAUCAUGUCGUUGACCUGUUAUUAUAUUAAUUUCUGCCGUCGUCUUUGGUCGCCGCAGGUUGCAGAGAGGGCCCUUUUCUUGUGGAACAACGAUCACAUUGAGAACCUGAUCCGGCAGAAUCGUGUCGUUGACCUGUUAUUAUAUUAAUUUCUGGUCGUCUUUGGUCGCCGCAUUGCAGAGAGGGCCCUUUUCUUGUGGAACCGAUCACAUUGAGAACCUGAUCCGGCAGAAUCGGAAGGUGAUUCCCGAUGGCCCUGGAGAGGAACACGACGAGCCACUGGAACCAGGCAGUGCAGAGCCUGACGAUGAACGUCCGCAAGAUCUUCACCGACCACGACCCCGAGCUGUUCGAGGAGUGCCUCCAGAGGUUCCAGCAGGACGAGGCCAGGGGCCAUGAGGCCCGAGCGAGGCGGGACGCCACUUGGCGGCGCCUGGAGGAGAUCGCCGCCUCAAAGGCCGCCAGCAACCAGGCCGUCCUCGUCCUCCGGAGCCCGCUGGGGCCCUCCCCGUCCUUCAGCUAG